Molecule: messenger RNA, 957 nt
Organism: Trichoderma reesei QM6a
Lineage: Eukaryota; Fungi; Ascomycota; Sordariomycetes; Hypocreales; Hypocreaceae
Exons: 4
Coding region: 1-957 (318 amino acids)
Source: RefSeq, a predicted model, not a curated record
AUGAUCUGCGCGCUUCUUUGCUCUCAAGACACGUUCAGUUACGAGUACCUAUACAGACAAGCCGAGGUAUCGUCUACAUAUGAGAGACAAAGCAUCAAGAUAGAGGAAAUAAGGAAGCGACAAGAAGAAAACCGAGCAAAACAUCACCCAAGCGGCAAAUAUUGGCCAAUCCCCGGUUGCCCCAUCGACCGCCUGCACGCUCGUGACCGCCAAUUCGACGACGCCGGGCCCAGCCUCCGCCCUCGCUUGUCCCUCUUUGGGGCCUGUGGAAGAAGCCCUACAGGCGGAGGGAUGAGGAGCGAACAGAACUCAACGAGAGCGAGAAGAAGCGACACGAGUCGGCCCAUUGCCGUGGCAACUGCGAGAAUCGUAUGGAUACGCAUGGUGGAUGUCGCUGUCGCUGUUACGGGUAUGCAGGCGUUUUACCUGAGUAGGCAGGGCGUUUUCGUCCUGAACAACGCAGCAGUGCCAGCUGUUUAUUACAUGUCGUUCCUUGUCCGUCCCGCGGCAUCGAUGCUGCUGUCUGGUAUCACCAACCUGGCAGGUCUUGUUGUGGAGGGAUUGGGCACCGAACUGCUCGUCCUCGCCUUAGCCUCCGCACUAGAACCACCACCAACGACUACUCCUACAAGACAUGAAAGACACACUCGUACGAGUACCUACAGCAAACGGCCUGGAUCGGACCCAAUGCCGCAUCGUACGUACAUGCGCAUACACGUACAUUUGCAUCUACAUGGAACUCGCGCAAUCAAUCGAAUCGCUGUUUGGCCUCGCUCGCAUCCCAUCUGCCAGGGCUGCUGCGUCCUUCCCUACGCGCAUACAAAGUCCCUUACAUGCGAGGCACAUAAGCCGAGUACGACAGCACGCGAUGUGCCCGUUCAUUCGUAUCUGGCGAUUCCCGUCACAAAUCAUCAAUCUCCUGCUGGGAGCCUGUUGAUUGCCGUGCCCUGUGCUUGA